Messenger RNA from Phascolarctos cinereus (koala), 3515 nucleotides. It is a transcript of the gene CHST7, whose product is annotated as carbohydrate sulfotransferase 7. NCBI's taxonomy places the organism in Eukaryota, Metazoa, Chordata, Mammalia, Diprotodontia, Phascolarctidae. The record is from RefSeq and is a predicted model, not a curated record. Gene Ontology annotation, molecular function: chondroitin 6-sulfotransferase activity; N-acetylglucosamine 6-O-sulfotransferase activity. Gene Ontology annotation, cellular component: Golgi membrane. Gene Ontology annotation, biological process: N-acetylglucosamine metabolic process; carbohydrate metabolic process.
GCUCGAGAUAUCCUGAGGAGCGCUGGGGACAGGAACCGCGGGCAGGGGUGGGGCGGGGAGGGGCGGGAAGCCCAGACAUGAAGAACCGGCGGCGGCGGCGGCGGCAGCAUCGAAAACUCCUGUUCUUGCUCGUUCUGUACACUCUGGUCCUGCUGCUGCUGCCCUAUGUCCUGGACAGCCGCAAGGGCGGCGAGGAGGCGGGCGUCCGGCGUUGCCCCAGCCUUCCGAGCAGCCUGGGAGUGUGGAGCCUGGAGGCAGCGGCCGCCGGGGAGGAGGAGGAGGAGGAGGAGACGAAAACUUUGAUCCGGGCCGGAGGGGGAGCCCCGGAGAGCCUCCAGAACCGGAGCGACUCUGCCCGACGGUCGCCGCCGCUGCCGCGCGAGAAGCAGCACGUCUACCUGCACGCCACUUGGCGGACCGGCUCGUCCUUCCUCGGGGAGCUCUUCAAUCAACACCCCGACGUGUUCUACCUGUACGAGCCCAUGUGGCACCUGUGGCAGGCGCUCUACCCGGGCGACGCGGAGAGCCUGCAGGGCGCCCUCAGAGACAUGCUCCGCUCGCUCUUCCGCUGCGACUUCUCCGUGCUGCGGCUGUACUCCCCGCCGGCAGACCCCGCCGCACCGGCCCAGGGCUCCGUCAACCUCACCACGGCCGCCCUCUUCGGCUGGAAGACCAACAAGGUGAUCUGCUCGGCGCCCCUGUGCCCGGCCGCCCCCAGGUCCCGGGCCGAGGUGGGGCUCAUCGACGGGGCCGCCUGCGAGCGCAGCUGCCCGCCCGUGUCGCUGCGGGAGCUGGAGGCUGAGUGUCGGAAGUACCCGGUGGUGGUGAUCAAAGACGUUCGCCUGCUGGACCUGGGCGUGCUGGUGCCGCUGCUGCGGGACCCCGGCCUCAACCUCAAGGUCAUCCAGCUGUUUCGUGACCCUAGGGCAGUGCACAACUCCCGCCUCAAGUCCCGGCAGGCACUAGUGCGCGAGAGCAUCCAGGUGCUGCGCACCCGCCAGAAGGCUGACCGCUUCCAACGCCUGCUGUUCGCCCAGGGCGUCGGGGGCCGGCCGGGGGCAUCCCUGUUCCGGCCGCAGCCUCCGGGUCCCCGCGCAGACUUCUUCCUCAGCGGGGCGCUGGAGGUGAUCUGCGAGGCGUGGCUGCGGGACUUGCUCUUUGCCGGGAGCUCUCCAGCCUGGCUGCGCCGGAGGUACACCCGGCUGCGCUACGAGGACCUCGUGCUGGAGCCCCGCACCCAGCUGGCGCGCCUGCUGCGCUUUGCGGGUCUGCCCACCCUGCCCGCCCUCGAGGACUUUGCCCUCAAUAUGACUCGCGGCUCGGGCUAUAACGCCGACCGACCCUUCCUCAUUUCGGCCCGGGACGCCCGGGAGGCGGUGCACGCGUGGAGGGAGCGGCUGAGUGAGGAGCAGGUGCGCCAAGUGGAGGCUUCCUGUGGCCAGGCUAUGCGCCUGCUAGCCUACCCGCUCAGUGGAGAGGAAGGCGAGAAGGUCCGGGAAGCGAAGCCUGCGGGGGAGAAGCAGCAGAAAGAAGCGGAAGGCACUACAAAACAGCGCCCCAGGUAAAUGGCAACAUCGAAGUGUGCAGUCCCGAAGGAUGAAGAAUCACUACCGAUACUUUGCACAAUUGGGGUAUUGAGACUUCACUUGACACUAACUGCUGUACAGUUCUGCAUAGCAGAAAAAAAUAGUGAGCAGUUAAACACAACGGACACAUCUGCAAAGACUACAUUUCCAAUAAGGAAGUGACAUUUGUGCAAUAUGGAUACGGUGGCCCUCCAAUAUGGAGGGCUUUAUUUUCCAGCUUGAACCUGCCAGUGGUGAUUGCCGCCCUUUGAAGGUGAUGACAUUCCCGGUGACAAAUGAAGAGGAGACUUAAUUUUUUAUGGUUUCAGAAUUAAUGCUGUUUACAUCACAACUUGGACAGAAAUAUUGAUCUGAAAACCACGGCAAGUGUGGUCUUGCCCUAUGUUCAUUCUGUAACUUAAAGAAAACUUUUUGUUUUAAGGUCUGAAUGGGAUCUUAAAAAAAAAAGAUUCUUCUAGCACUUCUUUACCUUCCAUUCUCUAGGCCCAUCAGAGAAUUAAUAGAAUUGUAAUUUUCACUCCCAAGCUCAUAUUUGUAAGAAUUAGAAAUACUAUUAAAUAAUAAGUUCAGAAAGCAGCCAUAGAGACUUUAGAUUGAUGACAUCAGGUAAAAGUUGAGUACUGCCCUAUACACACAGCACCGGAUGGAAGCUAUGAAGAGGUUGAAAGAAACCUUAGGACUCCUGGCUUAACAGUGGAGGCAAAGCUGAAAUUCCCCAACUCAAAUCAAUUACAUACCCUGCCUGAGGCUCACCACUCUUAAUUGUGCCACUUGCUGGUUGAAGUUGGGCUGCUACCAGACCACAAAUGUGCCAUUAGUGCUUUAGGUUAAAAAGCAGGAGAAUAGAAAUCACAGGCAGAGGUCAGGUUUACAGUAUUUCCCUGGACACUAAGGCACAACCAGGCACAUUGGAAAAGGAUUUUUGUCUAAUGCUGCCCUGAUUUUUUGCACUCUGUUUAAAAAAACCAAAUGCCCCAAACCCCAAGUUCUUGAAUGAAACUGAAAGAGCCUAGGAUCAGGCCCCAGAGAAUAUACUCCAUCUUCCCUUAUGACAUCGUAAGAGUUAAAAGCAGAGAGGCAGUCCUGGUACAUAACCUGCAACAUAUUAAUUCUAAUAAUAGAUUAUGCUCCUGUGGGGUUUAGCCAAACCGUAGAUUUUUUUUUAAACUUCUAAAGCAAGAAGGAAGAAAGGAAAAAGGGAAAAUAGGGUGGGAAAUAAUUUUGUAGGACUUUGGAGAAGUCAGUCUAAGCAGAAGCAAUGGGAAAUGUUCAGUAAACCAUGCAGGAAGGGUUAGACUCUGAGGUGCCAAAUUGCAGGCCUUCCUGCUGAGCUGUGUAGGAGGCCUGGGAGUCAUGUUAUGCAGAGCACUGAAGCCCUUACUCCUGGUACAAUAUAACAUACUGUUAAAGGGUUAUUAAGUUUUGCUGUUGUUGGAGGCUAAAAUUCUCCCACCUUCUAGUUAAUAAAACCCUGCCCCCCCCAAAGACUGUUUAUCUUUGUAGGGAGUUAAUGUUCUUCCUGUUUCAUCUGAAAUAGGCUGUAGAUUCUGGAUUACCUUCCCACUGAAUCAUUUCUUAAAUAUGGCAAAACUUCUAACAAUGUAAAAAUGAGAGCUGUCUACAAGGCAAGUUAUUUACCAUUCCUUUAACUGUGUAAGGACACAUAGCCCCAUUUUGAACAAUGACAUUUUCAAUUCAGGAGAAAUAACACUUAACAGAACGGAAACAAAUUCCUCUCACGUUCCUCCAAAGCUUAUAACUGUGGAAGUCAACCCAACAAGCUAUAUGUAACUCAACUGUCACAGGAUAAAAUUUGAAUCUUUAAUGUUUUUAAAAUGGGAAAAAAAAAAGCUUUGUACAACUGACCUUGGGUUUCCCCCCUCCUCUCUACAGUCUCUGAGACUUGAAUAAACUGUUUAUUUACUUUUA